UGAGAUCUGAUUGGUUUGUUUACGGAAGCUGUCGCCUAGGCAAGUCAGUGCAGAAAAAACUUCCGUCUUGUCUUGAGGAAAGAAAAUACAGCUCGGCUGAUAUAAGCUUGUCGCUCUGGGGUGUCUUCAGUGUGUGUGAGAGUGAAAUUGAUAGAAAGUGGGUGAGUUUUUUUGUGUUUUGCUUUUUAUCUCUGCUCCUCUUUGGAGGAUGACCAUGGAAGAGAUGAGGAUUGAAACCGAGACAAACUCCAUGGUCUCCAUGACGCUAUACGCUGUGAUGUACCCAGUCUUUAAUGAGCUGGAGAGAAUCAACUUGUCAGCAGCCCAGACUCUGAGAGCAGCCUUCGUCAAGGCGGAGAGGGAGAACCCAGGCCUAACUCAGGACAUCAUAAUGAAAAUUCUAGAGAAGAAAAAUGUUCAAAUCAACUAUACCGAAUCUCUACUGCGCAUGGCGGCGGAUGAUGUUGAAGAGUUCUUAGUAGACAGACCAGAGCAGGAGUUCCAGGAUCUCAACGAUAAAGCUAGAGCUCUGAAAAACAUCCUCAGCAAGAUACCCGAUGAGAUCAAUGACAGGGUCCGCUUCCUACAGACAAUUAAGGACAUAGCCAGUGCUAUAAAGGAACUCCUGGAUACAGUCAAUAAUGUCUUUAAAAAAUACCAAUAUCAGAACCGUAGGGCUCUUGAGCACCAGAAGAAGGAGUUUGUCAAAUACUCUAAAAGCUUCAGUGACACCCUUAAGACAUACUUCAAAGAUGGAAAGGCAAUCAAUGUGUUCAUCAGUGCGAACCGACUGAUCCACCAAACCAACCUCAUUCUACAGACCUUCAAGACUGUCAUCUAGGGUUGCCUUGAUGACGACAUCCCCUCUUCCAACGACUCAACAGAAACAAUGGCAGAUGAUCAUAGAGCACUGUUUACCAGAUAGAAAUGUAUCAUAGAGGCUUGAUUUUAUCGGACAGUUUUAAUUUAUACGUCUGACGUUUGUUCAACAAAGCUGAUAUUAGCAGUGAACUGUCAGGUUUCUAUGUUUUCAUACUAGCUAACAUCACUGAACUAUAAAUGCUGAAAAGCUUUUUAGUUUUUAACUGCUGUCUAAUUGAUUCAGCAUAUAUAGGUAACCUUUUUGCACAGUCUUUAUGAACGCACACGUGUUCUUGUUAGAAGUAGAGAUGAGUUUUCUGAUUGUUUGGCAUUUUUUAUAUCUUAUGCUUUUCAUUAGCCUCAAGGCUGAAGUUGCCCCUAACCACAAAUUCUGGAAGAGAUUACCAUUCCCAAAUCCUAACUUUGAAAAAUUAUUCCUGGAAUGGAGAAUAUCCCGCCUGCUGUGAAUCUCAAUAGUCUCCUGUCUGUCUGUUUAUUAUGAAAAAAGUUUUCCAGUCUUAACAGACAAGUGACUCACAAAUGAAAGGGGAGGUGCAAGUAGAGUAAACCCUGUUAGAGUAAUGCGCCCCUUGAUUUUGACACUCUGUUAUGAAAAAGAAAGCCAAAAGACUUCAAGCAGAGUUUCUGAAUCCGAGAGAGACUCCUGGACUAUGGAAUAGGGACUAAGACUCGGUUUUGGGGAUUUUAAAACGUUUGCCUUACCACAUCAUGUAACAUUCCCACUGAGUGUUGUGUGUAGCUGCAGUGCCAAUUCAACUGGGGAGAAAGAAGUGUGUGUAGAGGGACAGUCUGUCUCUGAUUUUGAAAAUUGAGAGAAAUGGCUCCAGGUAGACGAUGUGUCUGUAUUUAACUGAUACUUUGUCUUGUUGCAAAUGUUGAAUAAAUAGUUUCGCAAUGA
Esox lucius (northern pike) is the source of this 1780-nucleotide messenger RNA. RefSeq names its product programmed cell death protein 10-like. Gene Ontology annotation, cellular component: FAR/SIP/STRIPAK complex; Golgi apparatus. Gene Ontology annotation, biological process: positive regulation of MAP kinase activity; regulation of Golgi organization. Gene Ontology annotation, molecular function: protein kinase binding. Lineage: Eukaryota; Metazoa; Chordata; Actinopteri; Esociformes; Esocidae. The coding region runs from base 209 to 841 and encodes 210 amino acids. The record is from RefSeq and is a predicted model, not a curated record. The transcript is spliced from 9 exons.